This is a messenger RNA of Hibiscus syriacus, 1143 nucleotides long. Its product is annotated as homeobox-leucine zipper protein HAT22-like. The record is from RefSeq and is a predicted model, not a curated record. Gene Ontology annotation, molecular function: sequence-specific DNA binding; DNA-binding transcription factor activity, RNA polymerase II-specific. The transcript is spliced from 3 exons. Gene Ontology annotation, biological process: regulation of DNA-templated transcription. NCBI's taxonomy places the organism in Eukaryota, Viridiplantae, Streptophyta, Magnoliopsida, Malvales, Malvaceae. Bases 43 to 906 code for a protein of 287 amino acids.
AAUUCCAUCAGUAAAACAAAUAUAUUUUCAAUUUUCAGCUUGAUGGGUCUUGACGGUGAUGAUGCAUGUAAUACCAGCCUUGUUCUAGGGUUAGGCUUUUCCUCGACCCCGGAAACUCCGACCAAGAAGCCAUCAUGUCUCAGGUUUGAACGACAGCAACCACCCUCGCCGCCGGCGGCGCCACCACCAUCGAGUUUUGAACCGUCGUUGACCUUGGGUCUUUGUGGUGCUCGGUUUUACCAAGUGAACAAAAAGGUUGACGUUAAUAAGGGUGGUUAUCUUCGUCACCAUGAUCAGGAACUCAAGGCCGGCGAUUUGUAUCUUCGUCAAGCUUCUCCCCAUAGCACUGUUUCUUCGUUUUCUAGUGGUAGAAUCAAGAGAGAAAGAGAGUUUAGCAACGAGGAAAUAGAGGUAGAGAAGAAUUCAUGUAGAGUUAGUGAUGAAGACGAAGACGGUUUUAAUGCAAGAAAGAAACUUAGGCUCAGCAAAGAACAAUCUGCUGUUCUCGAGGAAAGCUUCAAACAACAUAGCACUCUCAAUCCUAAGCAAAAGCAAGCUUUAGCCAAGCAAUUAAGCCUGACGCCUAGACAAGUUGAAGUUUGGUUCCAGAACAGGAGAGCAAGGACAAAGCUUAAGCAAACUGAGGUAGACUGUGAGUUCUUGAAGAAGUGUUGUGAGACAUUGACAGAUGAGAACAGGAGACUGCAAAAGGAACUACAAGAACUCAAGGCACUGAAAAUGGCGGCUCAGCCUUUUUGCAUGCAGAUGCCGGCGUCUACUCUCACCAUGUGCCCGUCUUGUGAAAGAAUCGGCGGCGUUGCCGAUGGCAAUUCCAAGAUUCCAUUUUCAAUGGCUUUGAAGCCUCAUUUAUACAAUCCCUUGUACAACCCUUCAGCAACAUGUUGAUUAAGUUCUUUAGAACUUAGUAUAGGAAGAAGAAAGGAAAGGAAAGACUCCUCCCCCACAACCCAUUUUUUGGUUUAAGGGCUUGUAGUGAAUUAAAAUUAAGGUAAUUUGUAGAAAAAGGAUGGUAUAAUUACUGAUCAAUCUUCUCAUCUUUUUUUUUUAAAUAUAUAUCUUUGUAAAUUAUCGUAAGUAGAAAAAUAGUAUAUCUAUGAAGGAAUUAGUCUUGAUAUUUAUUAU